AUGAGCGGGGCGGCGGCGGCGAAGAGCGAGAAGCUGGACGAGGCUCAGGCGCUCGCCCGCAGCUGCGCGGGCAGACCCGACUUCCAGCCCUGCGACGGGCUCUCGCUCUGCGCCACCCACAGCCACGGCCGCUGCUUCCGCCUGCACUGGUGCUGCCACCUGGGAUGGUGUCACUGUAAAUACGUCUACCAGCCCAUGACCCCCGUGGAGCAGCUCCCCAGCACCGAGAUCCCCGUCCGCCCCCGGGAGCCCCCCAACACCAUCCAGAUCUCGGUGUCGCUCACCGAGCACUUCCUCAAGUUCGCUCCCGCGUUCCAGCCGCCGCUGCCGCCCGAGGCGCCGCAGUUCUGCACCAUCGCCGACCUGUUCAUCGACAACUACCGCGUCAAGUGCAUCAACGGCAAGAUGUGCUACGUGCAGCGCCAGCCGCCCGCCCCGCACAGGGCAAAGCCCGAUGACGGCUCCGUCCGCAAUGCCUUAAUCGCAAAGGAGAGCGAUACACCAAAAACAGAGCACUGCUCGUCCCCCUCCAGCUCUGAGGACUCCGGCAUCAACGCGGUGGGGGUUCACUACAUGGAGUCGUGUGAUGAGGACACGGAGGGGGUGGCCGAGCUGAGCUCAGAGGAAGAUUACAGCCCGGAUAGCAGCUGGGAGCCGGACGAAUGCCCGCUCCUGUCGCCCUCGCAGUGCGAGAUGGAAGUGAUUGAGACUAUAGAAACCACUGUGUGA
Messenger RNA from Cinclus cinclus, 729 nucleotides. RefSeq names its product chromosome 10 C3orf70 homolog (gene C10H3orf70). Lineage: Eukaryota; Metazoa; Chordata; Aves; Passeriformes; Cinclidae. Bases 1 to 729 code for a protein of 242 amino acids. The record is from RefSeq and is a predicted model, not a curated record. The transcript is spliced from 2 exons.